Ogataea angusta is the source of this 639-nucleotide messenger RNA. RefSeq lists its product as uncharacterized. Gene Ontology annotation, biological process: regulation of transcription by RNA polymerase II. Gene Ontology annotation, cellular component: transcription regulator complex; PcG protein complex. The record is from RefSeq and is a predicted model, not a curated record. The coding region runs from base 1 to 639 and encodes 212 amino acids. The transcript is spliced from 2 exons. NCBI's taxonomy places the organism in Eukaryota, Fungi, Ascomycota, Pichiomycetes, Pichiales, Pichiaceae. Gene Ontology annotation, molecular function: RNA polymerase II cis-regulatory region sequence-specific DNA binding; DNA-binding transcription factor activity, RNA polymerase II-specific.
AUGUCUGAGACUAUGUUGUUGGUCAACGAAAAUAAGAUGCCUACGUACCUAUCACACAACCCAACACAACUGCCUAGUCUAGACUCUGUUCUGUCCAAGAUUCAAUCGGAGCAAAAAUGGCCCCUCCCAAACCCGACCACUCCCCAUCCGCUAGCAUUGCCUGCUCCUCCAGCCUUGCUUCAGCCUCUCGGCAGACCAAAUAUACCCUCCAUCGAUAUGCCUUUGGCCUCUAUUCGCUAUACUCGCCAGAAUCCGUCCCACUAUGUUGCUCCGACAGUGGCUCUUCCGACUCCCCAAACCGCAACAGAGCCGGAAAAGAACUCCGACCUCUCGCCACCAAUGCGUCGCUACAAGUGCAAAGUUUGCAGUAAAAAGUUCACUACGUCAGGACAUCUGGCAAGACACACAAGAAUACACACGGGCGUGAAGAACCACAUAUGUCCGUACGAAGGUUGCGGCGCAAGAUUCUCGCGACAGGAUAACUCCCUAAUUUCUGUGCCACGGAAGCUUGGCGCACCAAGGGUUCGAUUUGCCAAGAUUUUUUUGCGUUCGCGAUCAGACAGGGAUGAGUUUUCCGGUGGUCUCGCGCAUCCGUGCACCGGAUCACUAGCUCGAAAAUCACCAGAUUUAUCAUCCUAG